CCAAAUGCCAAUAGAUUCAUCUCAACCUCCAAAACACAACAGAAAAAACUGUACACACCAAAUUACACCAAUGAAACUCUGUCUUCCAAAACCAAACCAGAAUUAUAAAACACACAGGCAGCAAUUAAUGAUCUCUUAUCUCUCUCCCUCAGUAAGAAAGGGAAAUUAGGGAGAGAGUAUUCCCAUUGUCCUUAACUCUUCCCUUCCAAUAUCAUUGACAGAAAAUGGGUUGUGGAGAAUCCAAACAUGCUGUUGCCGUAGAAAACACCAUAACCCGUGAAAAAUCCAAUGCCGGAAGCCGUAGAAGCAAAGACAUUACAACUGUCAAUGGGACAGGCAAGGAAGGUUCAUCGGUGGUGGUUAAACGAGAAGAAAGCAAAUGCAUAAGGAAUGAUGGUAAUGUAAGUGCAGUUGCAGAAGAAAAGGAAAUAACUGAAAAUAAAGAAUUGAAAGGAGGAAAAGAAAUAAAGAAAGAAUAUGGUGGUAUUAUUGAAGAAAAUCAAGAAACAGGAAGAUUGAUUUCUAAAGAAUCGCCAAAUCGAUUUUUUUCAUCAAGAAGAGAAGAAGAUGUUGAUGGGUCUUCUGCAUCAGAAGGAAAGUCUGAAUUUUUCUCUCCCCGGGUUGAAUCUGGCAAAGAAAGCUUUUUCAAUGAUUCUGUUAAAUUAGAUGAUGUAGUGGAGGACAAAUUGGUACAAGAAACUCAAAACGUUUAUUUAUGGACAGAAUCUUCUGCAACUGUGAAGGAAGAGGAUAUGGACAAGGAAGCAAAAGCUGCAGGUAUAAGUAUUGAAGCAGAAGUUGCAAUCCCUGCUGUACAACAUAUGACUCGUGAGUAUUCUUUAUGCAGGAGGCAUUGACAGUUCACCAAGCAAGGAUCGGAAGGCAGCUUAAAGGAACUAUUUAAAUAAAAGAAAGCUUGUUCUUGUUAUAUCACUAAUUACCCUUGUUUAUCAAGUUAAUUGCUUGAUUAUCAAACUGAAUCAUUGAUUUUAUUAUCAUCUGUUUGUAACGGGCGAAUUAUAAUCCACAGCCAUUACAGUGCAAUAGGCAAGCUAUUUUCAUGGCUUAACAGUUCAAGUUUAUAAUACGAGUGGGUCAACAAUCAAAUGCAGGAAACAUAAUUCGAAACUGUAACAUAAUGAAGCAGAUCCUUUUUGCUCUUUGAUAGUUAUAAUAUCUAUUGUAACAGAAGAAGAACGAAUAAGAAACACAAAAUUAAAACCAGUAAAACACAUUGUCCGAGAAUGGACCUCCAUUGGCAGUUUCACCAAGCCAGGAUCUGAAGGCAACUUGAAGGAACUACUUAAAUAAAAUGAAGCUUGUCAAGUCAUGUGAUACCACCUUUGUUUAUCAAGUUAAUUGCUUGCUUAGCCAAUCAAAACAUUUCCUUGUAUCAAUAAAUUAUUUACUGAAUUUGAUUUA
Molecule: messenger RNA, 1422 nt
Organism: Jatropha curcas
Lineage: Eukaryota; Viridiplantae; Streptophyta; Magnoliopsida; Malpighiales; Euphorbiaceae
Product: kinase-like protein
Source: RefSeq, a predicted model, not a curated record